CAUCUCUUGCACCACUCCUUCAGUAACAAUGGCCAUCGAUAUGACCAUCGUCCUCAUUGUUUUCUCUUUCAUUAUCUCCAUUUACUUCAUAUUUAUCAGAAAAUCCAACAGUUCGAAGGCUCUAAACCUGCCACCAGGCCCACCAACGCUACCCAUCAUCGGAAACCUCCACCAGAUUGGUCUAGAACUGCCACAUCGAGCUUUCCGCAGCUUGUCCAAGAAAUAUGGUCCCAUCAUGAGCCUGCAACUCGGCCAGAUCUCCAUGAUCGUCGUCUCUUCCCCAAAGUUAGCUGAAGAAGUGCUAAAAACCAACGACCUCGCUCUUGCAAGCAGACCAUAUGCACUUCUUGCCGAUAUUCUGUUGUAUGGAGGCAUCGACAUCGCUUUUGGUCGUUACAGUGAUUACUGGAGACAAAUGAAGAAGAUUGUCACCAUGGAACUCUUAAGUGUCAAAAAAGUCCAAUCCUUCAUGGGUUUUCGAGCUGAAGAGAUCGAUCGUUUCACGGAGGUCGUUCAAUCCAGCGUUGGAAAGCCUGUACAUAUACGUCAAAGGGUUAUGUAUAUGAAUAAUACUGUGGUGUGCAAGUGUUUGUUUGGGAAUAACUGCAGACAACAGGACGUAUUGAUCGAGUUGGUGGAACAAGUGGUGGCACUAUCGAGUGGGUUUUAUAUUGCAGACCUGUUUCCUAAGUUAAGCUUUCUUUCAGUCAUUUCUGGAAUGAAAUCGACUUUGAAUCAUAUUCACGAGACUCUUGAUAAAAUCUUCAACGAAAUAUUUGAGGAUCGUAGAAUCAAAAGACAAACAACUGGACCUACGGAAGAUGAUCUCGUUGACGUUCUUUUCAACAUCAAAGAGCGUGGUGGUCUUCGGUUCCCGGUCACGGACAACAAUAUCAAGGCCAUCUUUCUGAAUAUGCUUAUCGGAGGCACUGAUACAAGUGUUGUGACAAUUGAAUGGGCAAUGACAGAGUUAAUGAAAAACCCUGAUGUGAUGAAGAAGGCACAAGCUGAAGUGAGAGAAGUAUUCAAGGGAAAAAAAACAGUGCUAGAGAGUGAAUUGAAUGGUUUGGUUUACCUUAAACACAUAAUCAAAGAAACACUAAGGCUUCACAUUACUAUUCCAUUAUUACUCCCAAGGGAAUGUAUGGAGCAGUGUCAAGUUGGUGGUUAUGAUAUCCCGAAGAAAAUGAAAGUAAUUGUUAAUGGUCUUGCAUGCGGAACUGAUCCCGAGUAUUGGGAUGAUCCAGAAACCUUCAAACCAGAGAGAUUUGAGAAGACUUCGUAUGAUUUCUUCGGUACAAGCCCUGAGUAUAUCCCGUUUGGAGGAGGAAGGAGAAUUUGUCCUGGGAUUGCUUUUGGUUUGGUCUCUAUUGAGCUCACUCUUGCUAGAUUGCUAUUCCACUUCAACUGGGAACUUCCUAAUGGAAUGACCCCUAAAGAUAUUGACAUGACUGAGAGUCAUGGAGUCACUGCAAUUAAGAAAUCUUCCUUGGAGGUAAUCCCGACUGUUUUUAUUCCGUUUUCAUGAGCAAUGUGUUACAAACAAGAAAGAGUAAAGGUCAUUUAGCCUUGAAGAAGAAACCGACCAAUAUUUAUCGAUCUUUUACAACGUUUUGUAUUUGUUGGCUUGUUACCAUUUCGGUUUGUAAUUGUUUAGCCAAAUAUAUGGUUUGAAAUUGAAUGGUAGCCAAAUAUUGAUCUCAUGCAUAAGAGGUCGAGCUCAUUAAUUAGGUAUACUAUUUUUGUUUAUGUACUUUAAAAAGGAAAUAAAAGUAACGCAAAAGCUUGGCCACA
Messenger RNA from Lactuca sativa (garden lettuce), 1794 nucleotides. Its product is annotated as cytochrome P450 Tp9025. Gene Ontology annotation, molecular function: iron ion binding; monooxygenase activity; oxidoreductase activity, acting on paired donors, with incorporation or reduction of molecular oxygen. NCBI's taxonomy places the organism in Eukaryota, Viridiplantae, Streptophyta, Magnoliopsida, Asterales, Asteraceae. The record is from RefSeq and is a predicted model, not a curated record.